GUACCGAUAACGAUUUACUUGAAGUUGGCUGUGGUUCGGUAACCGAACUAGCUCUUUCUUUUUACUUCCUUUUGGUUCCGAACAAGCAGCAAAAUGUCGAAGAGAGGACGUGGUGGUACCGCGGGAGGCAAAUUCCGCAUCUCGCUAGGUUUGCCCGUAGGCGCUGUUAUGAACUGCGCUGACAACACAGGUGCCAAGAACCUGUAUGUAAUUGCUGUGCAUGGUAUUCGCGGUCGCCUGAACCGUCUGCCUGCUGCUGGCGUCGGUGACAUGUUUGUGGCCACCGUCAAGAAGGGCAAGCCCGAGUUGAGAAAGAAGGUUAUGCCCGCCGUGGUCAUUCGGCAGCGUAAGCCGUUCAGAAGGAGGGACGGUGUUUUUAUAUACUUUGAAGAUAAUGCGGGGGUCAUUGUGAACAACAAAGGCGAAAUGAAGGGCUCGGCCAUAACCGGGCCCGUUGCCAAGGAAUGCGCUGAUCUGUGGCCCCGUAUCGCAUCGAAUGCAAGCUCUAUAGCAUAAGCAACAGUUCCCCAAUUCAACAAGAAAUAAACCCAAUAACGGAACACCAGAUGUUAUUAAAUUAGAACUGA
Messenger RNA from Drosophila virilis, 587 nucleotides. RefSeq names its product ribosomal protein L23 (gene RpL23). Gene Ontology annotation, cellular component: cytosolic large ribosomal subunit; ribosome. Lineage: Eukaryota; Metazoa; Arthropoda; Insecta; Diptera; Drosophilidae. Gene Ontology annotation, molecular function: structural constituent of ribosome; large ribosomal subunit rRNA binding. Gene Ontology annotation, biological process: translation. The record is from RefSeq and is a predicted model, not a curated record.